AAAAUCCCUUUAAAGCUUAUAAUUUCAAUUACCCCAACAAGAAAAAGAACCCUAAAUUCCCUUUUUCUUUUUCCAAAAAUCUUUAAGUAAAUCUUUCCUCUUCGCAAAAAACCCAGAACUCGAAGCCAUAGAAUUUGAUUAAUUUUACGAGUUAAAUGGAAGAGUAUUGGCGAAUGUGCGUUGGAGUAUCAAUAACCCAAAAUUUCCCACAUCGAAAAUCCAUGGAAAACACUGGUUUUUUUCAAAAAAACGCCUCCGUUUUCAUGGCUGAUGAUCAUGAUUUCUCCGACGUCUUCGGUGGUCCACCGCGGAGUGUGCUUUGCAGGGAGUUCACUGAUGAUUUCACCCAAUCGGCGUCGUUUUACGAUGAGGCUUUCAGGCCAUUGGAUUUCAGUUCGUGUUAUUCGAUUAAGGGUGGGAGGAGUUUGCCGGCGUUUAGGAUUCCGGCCAAAGUGGAAUGGUCGUUCUCCACUGACAUUUUCGAGUCAGAUGAUGAUCUCCGGCGAUCUAGCUGGGAACGAACCGAGUCGGAUUCAUCUUCGGUGAUGAGUUGGCAGGAAAUGAGCGGUCUCCGGCGAACGGACGGUGAUGAUAUCGGACUGUCGUCGUAUUUUGCUCCAAAACUCAGAUGGAACUCAACAACAAAUCAAGAACCAUCAAAACAACAAGAACAACAACAACAGAUGCCACCAUUUCCAAGCACUGCUUCGUUUUAUAAUGGAAAUCUUCACAUGGAAAACGAAAACCGUAUUGAUAAUCCGAUGAAAAGCUCAUCGCUUUAUCGUUUCAACAAACGUACUUCUUCCCCGGAAACCAUUAGCUUGGAACCCCAUUCUUUUUCAAGCAUCAAGAUAUCAUUGGCCGAUGAUUCGGAGUUCAACUCCCCUUCGUCCCUGUCUUCAUGUUUUAGUCAAGAACCUGAGACCAUAGCCAGAGUCCAGACUAAUCCGCUCUCAGAAGAUGAAUACGAUGAUGACGAGGAUGACGAAGACGGAAUGAGUUCUUAUGUUAUUGAGAUAAAUUCUGAUUUUAGACAAAGUAGCAGUGAAGAAGCAGUUUCAAUUGAUGAAGCCAUUGCUUGGGCAAAAGAGAGAUAUAAUAAUACCCAAAGAGAACAUGAAAAUGAUCAAACAAUGCAAUCUCCAUUGGAAGAAAAACCGAGAAAACCCAAAACCGAAGAAGAAAAAGACCAAGAUCUGAAGCAUUGGUCAUCUGGCAAUGAAAAUAACAUCCGAAUGCUCCUUUCAACACUUCAUGAUAUUCUAUGGGCAAAUAGUGGUUGGCACAGGAUAGAUCUCACAAGCCUUGCAGAAAGCUCACAAGUGAAAAAAGCUUAUCAAAAAGCAAGGCUCUGUCUUCACCCAGACAAACUGCAACAAAGAGGUGCAACAUUAUCACAAAAAUAUGUAGCAGAGAAGGCCUUUUCCAUCCUCCAGGAUGCAUGGAGUGCCUUCAUCUCCCAAGAUGUCUUCUUCAACAAGUCAACAAAAAUGCAAGGAAUUUUGGAAUCUUUUUGGGAAGCUUGGAACAAACAAGGAGUCCACGGACUCGAAGGAAUAAGGGCCGUGUUAAAAGCUUAAAAGACAAAAUUGCAGACAAAUCUUAUGUAUAUUGUAAGAAAAAUUGCAGUUAGAAUGUUGUAUAUAUUUUAUUUAUAUAUAAAGAAUGUUUUAUGCUUGUUUAAUGUUUUUCAAA
Gossypium raimondii (Peruvian cotton) is the source of this 1695-nucleotide messenger RNA. RefSeq lists its product as uncharacterized. Gene Ontology annotation, molecular function: clathrin binding. Gene Ontology annotation, biological process: clathrin coat disassembly; clathrin-dependent endocytosis. The record is from RefSeq and is a predicted model, not a curated record. Gene Ontology annotation, cellular component: intracellular membrane-bounded organelle; cytoplasm; vesicle. Bases 156 to 1580 code for a protein of 474 amino acids. The transcript has 5 exons. Lineage: Eukaryota; Viridiplantae; Streptophyta; Magnoliopsida; Malvales; Malvaceae.